AUGGGAAGCAUCAUCAAGAGUACUACUUCUACCACUGACGAUGAUGAACUCAAUCAGACCUUGUUGAUUCAAGAUUCGGCAAUAUUAUCCUCAGACGGCCUAGAAAAGAAGCAAUUAGUGAAAGAAGAGGAUGAUGAAGAGAGGGAUUUGAAAACAAGGGUGUGGAUUGAAUCGAAGAAGCUAUGGCACAUUGCGGGUCCUUCCAUAUUCAGCCGCUUAGCUUCUUACUCCACCAAUGUUAUCACCCAAUCCUUCGCUGGCCACCUCGGUGACAUUGAGCUCGCUUCCAUCUCCAUUGCCAGCAACGUCAUCGUCGGCUUCAAUUUCGGCCUAAUUCUAGGGAUGGCAAGUGCAUUGGAGACUCUAUGUGGGCAGGCAUUUGGGGCCAAGAGGUACCACAUGUUGGGAGUAUAUAUGCAGAGAUCAUGGAUUGUUCUAUUCUUGUGUUCUGUCUUGUUAUUGCCCCUAUACGUAUACGCAACCCCAAUUCUGAAGCUCAUGGGACAGCCUGAUAAAGUGGCGGAGCAAUCGGGGAUGGUGGCGCUUUGGUUCAUUCCAAUGCACUUCAGCUUUGUAUUUCAAUGCUCACUACAGAGGUUCUUGCAGAGCCAACUUAAGACAGCGGUCCUAGCAUGGGCCUCCUUGGCGGCUCUUGUGGUUCAUGUGAUUAUCAGUUGGCUUUUUGUAUAUCAGUUUAAGCUUGGGUUGGUUGGAACAGCUGUUGCUUUGGAUGUGUCUUGGUGGGUUUUCGUUCUUGGCCUUUUGGGGUAUACAGUGUGGGGUGGGUGUCCCCAAACUUGGACUGGUUUUUCCAUGCAAGCCUUCUCUGGCCUCUGGGAAUUUUUCAAGCUCUCUACUGCCUCGGGAGUCAUGCUUUGCUUGGAGAAUUGGUACUAUAGAAUAUUGAUAUUGAUGACUGGGAACUUGAAGAAUGCUACAAUAGCUGUGGAUGCAUUAUCCGUGUGUAUGGCGAUUAAUGGCUGGGAAAUGAUGAUUCCUCUUUCCUUCUUUGCUGCAACCGGAGUAAGGGUUGCCAACGAGCUAGGUGCAGGGAACGGAAAGGGAGCAAAAUUUGCAACAAAAGUGGUCGUGGCACAGUCCACAAUAAUCGGUGUCUUCUUUUGUGCACUUAUAAUGACAUUCCAUGACAAGAUUGCAUUGAUCCUCUCAUCGAGCAGCGACAUCCUCAGAGCAGUUGAUAAGCUUGCGUACCUCUUAGCUAUCACAAUUCUUCUCAACAGUGUUCAACCAAUUUUAUCAGGGGUGGCCGUUGGAUCAGGUUGGCAGUCGAAGGUUGCAUACAUAAAUUUAGGCUGCUACUACCUUAUUGGACUCCCCCUUGGAGUUGUUAUGGGUUGGGUCUUCCAUUUGGGUGUUGAGGGUAUCUGGGGUGGCAUGAUUUUCGGUGGAACUGCGGUACAGACGGCAAUAUUGAUCAUUAUAACAACACAAAGCGAUUGGGAAAUGGAGGCUGAGAAAGCUACCAUGCAUGUUCAAAAGUGGUCAACUCCGAAACAAGAUAAUCUAUCAUAA
Messenger RNA from Cornus florida, 1533 nucleotides. Its product is annotated as protein DETOXIFICATION 27-like. The transcript is spliced from 8 exons. The coding region runs from base 1 to 1533 and encodes 510 amino acids. Gene Ontology annotation, molecular function: xenobiotic transmembrane transporter activity; antiporter activity. Gene Ontology annotation, cellular component: membrane. NCBI's taxonomy places the organism in Eukaryota, Viridiplantae, Streptophyta, Magnoliopsida, Cornales, Cornaceae. Gene Ontology annotation, biological process: xenobiotic detoxification by transmembrane export across the plasma membrane. The record is from RefSeq and is a predicted model, not a curated record.